AGAGUUUUGAGUCAGUACGGUUUGCAGUGAUUUUUGCGGCUAUCUCGGAUAUUUUGGUGCGCGAAAUUCCGAAAGACUCACCUCAGUGUUCCUCUUGGAUUACCACAAUUGACAUCGUAAGACAGUGCACCAAGAUGAAAUCUCAAGUUGUGAUAUUCGUUUGCUCCGUACUGAUGGAUCUCAUGCUGAUGUCUGAAACAUCGAGGCUGCCCUUAGAUCAGUCACCUGUACAACCUGCGCAACCUUUGCAACCUUUGCCUGCGCACCCAGGCCCGGACCCCAUCUCCAGCAGAGCUGCCGAUCUCAACACUGCUCCCACGACUAACAGUGAGUCCUUUUCUCUUUCGAAGGGUCUCGGGAACAUAAGACGACACCUGUUUGAGAGGUAUUCUUCGAGCACCUUCGGAGGGUUAUUCCCGCAGCCGUACUGGAACAACAGGAACAACUACAACUCAUGGCCCUACCCGUACACCCCUGGUUUCCAGCCGAACCCCGGCUACAACCCUGCUAACCCGUACGAUGCGCAGCCAUACAACCCGUACUACCCUUACAACUACUUCGGAAGUUCCUACGGCAGCGGAGGCAACUACGGAUCCUCUGCUCCCAUUGGUGCUAUAGGCUCUGCUAAACCGGGCACAUCCAAAAUUUCCAAGACUUAAAAAGUCGACUGAUGCGAAGUUUCUUGUAAAAUAACGUAAACCGGUAAAAUGUGUAAAUAAAUUAUACUAAUUUUGUAAUAA
This is a messenger RNA of Bemisia tabaci, 740 nucleotides long. RefSeq lists its product as uncharacterized. Lineage: Eukaryota; Metazoa; Arthropoda; Insecta; Hemiptera; Aleyrodidae. The record is from RefSeq and is a predicted model, not a curated record.